Messenger RNA from Sardina pilchardus (European sardine), 1067 nucleotides. Its product is annotated as heat shock transcription factor, Y-linked-like. Lineage: Eukaryota; Metazoa; Chordata; Actinopteri; Clupeiformes; Clupeidae. The transcript is spliced from 3 exons. Gene Ontology annotation, biological process: regulation of DNA-templated transcription. The record is from RefSeq and is a predicted model, not a curated record. Gene Ontology annotation, molecular function: sequence-specific DNA binding; DNA-binding transcription factor activity. The coding region runs from base 213 to 1067 and encodes 284 amino acids.
GUUUUGCUCGAGGGGAGGUGGAAAAUGAGCGUAUUUCCAAAAAUGGCGGAAUAUCCCUUUAAGACCCCUCUUGAAAGAUCCAAAACUGUUGCUGGAACGGAGAGUACUGGGCAACUCAUUCCACCAACACGGAACCACUGAAGAAUAGGAUCUACAGUUUGACCUAGCAUGAAUGUGCGAAGGACUAAGACGUGUUCUGAUAUUGUAGCCUAAUGGACGAAAUGAUGGAUCUUCACAAUGACCAGUCACCCAUUCAUCUGAAGAUGACCGGUCAAAAGAAGUACAAACCUCGGCCGUAUAGUCGCCCGUCGACGGCUGUCCUGAACAUCUUGAGGAAGGAGAGGGCACUGGUGCUCUUGUCACUGAUACCCUCUGACAAGAGGAAGAAAAUCGGUCUCGAACUGAGACGAACUCAAUCAAAACCGGACGCUGAGAAGUGUAGACCAGCAGGUCACGCAGACUUAUUCCCCUAUAUCUUUUGGAAUGUUGUUAAAAAUGACACCUAUCAGUCCGUCUGGUGGAGUGCUGAUGGAACUGCCGUGGUUAUCCACGAGAAGAUGUUCGUGGCUGAAAUCCUUGAAAGGGGUGUGUUUGAUCGGACAUUCGGCAAAAAGGGCAUCAAGAAGUUCUUUCGACAGCUUAACCUGUAUGGAUUUACCACACCUGGAUUUAACCUAGAACACCAUGGAAAUCCCAGCAUGGACGUCACUGCCAAAGAGAUCAAGGUGUUUGCCAAUCCUCACUUCCAGAGAGGGCGCGGUCACCUCCUGGCCCAGCUGAACCGGCGCGCAGUGACCGUCGCUACUGAAAUAUCCCCCGUGGCUGACGCGGAAAGCUGUAAAGCUGAAAUUGGUUCUAAGCUGAGUGACGAAAUGGUCAGCGCAACAUCCCGCAGACCCACUAUCCUAGGCCAUGACAGGACCCUACAUGGCCCUGGCCUUGAUCGGUCUCUCAUGCUGGCUGAUUUGGAGAGCAAGAGAAGGACCUUGAUUGCCUUCAUUCAGAAAUAUAGCCAUCUCAGCAGCUCCACCAACUUCCGGCGACAGCAUCAGCGGCUGAACACCUAA